AGAACGAUAUAAACAUGCCAAGUUUAUAAUAUUACAGUAUUAUUUACAAACAGAGGCCAGGGUUUGAACAAUUUAAAUUUAAAAACCUAUGAAGUAUUCUCAAUUUUAAACCGGAAGAAGAAUUGGAAACAAGGAAAGUCAAACUGAAAGUUGUAGAAAAACCAUCUUUGUUUGUCAGUAUUACGUUUGUGAUAUUUAUAGGUAGAUUCUCUGCAGUUAAGGAAGCAUUCUCAGUCCUAGUAGAGCAAGAGAAAAUUGAUCAGCAAUGGAUGUCAAAAUGAGACCAAAGCUAGAUUUUGCUGAUUUAAGACUAAGUAGGGGUAUGUCGACCAGCUACAGAAUGUUCAAGAGGGAACCGGAUAAGAGAGUGUUCGUCAACCGCAGCCUCAUGCUGGAGAAGGUCAAGUUCUUUGGAUUCGACAUGGACUACACCCUAGCAGUGUACAAAUCUCCCGACUAUGAGGCCCUGGGUUUUAAACUUAUCAAGGAACAGUUGGUGCAGAUUGGCUACCCUGAGGCCCUUCUGGAGUUUGAAUAUGAUCCAACAUUUCCAAUCAGAGGGCUGUGGUUUGACCAGCUGUACGGAAAUCUGCUCAAGGUCGAUCCAUUUGGCAACAUCCUGGUGUGCGUCCAUGGCUUCGAGUUCCUCAAAGGGACUAAUAUACAUGAGAUGUACCCAAACAAAUUUGUACAGCUGGAUGAAAACCGAUUCCGAAUAUUCAACACCCUUUAUGAACUGCCAAUCAUGUACGUGCUGGCGUGUGUGGUGGACCUGUUUAGCCACGAUCCAGCCUACACUAGUGGUGAUUCACCUAAAAGCAGGAAGUCAACAGGAAUUCAGUCUGGUGACUUGACGAUGACAUAUUCAUCUAUAUACCAGGAUGUUAUAGUGGCAACUGAUAUUGUUCAUUGCAAAGGGGGUUCUUUGAAGAAAGAAACAAUGUUAAAUAAGGAGAAGUAUGUGAUCAAAGACAACAGACUGCCACAUCUUCUGGACAAAAUGCGGAAACACGGCUCAAAAGUAUUCCUAGCAACGAACAGCGAUUACGUCUACACAAAUACAAUCAUGGAGUACUUGAUGGACUUUCCAGUAAAGUCUGGUGCUACAAAGCGUGACUGGGUCUCUUACUUUGACUACGUGGUCUGUGAUGCCAAGAAGCCUUUGUUCUUCAGUAACGGGACACUGCUUCGACAGGUGGACAGGGCAACAGGAGCAUUGAAGCUGGGCACUCACACUGGGGAAAUCAGAUCUGGACAUAUCUACUCAGGAGGGUCCGUUGAGGUGUUCUCAGAAAUCAUGGGCUCCUAUGACAAGGAGGUGUUAUACAUCGGAGACCACAUUUUCGGCGACAUUCUCAAGUCGAAGAAGCUGAAAGGUUGGCGAACAUUCCUCGUGGUUCCCGAGCUGGCCCAGGAGUUGUCAGUCUGGACCGAGAAAAAGGAUCUGUACUCACAAUUGGAGGAGUUGGAUUUUCAAAUUGGAGAACUUUACAGGAACCUAGACAUGUCGUGUGAACAGGGUCCGGAUAUCAGCCAGAUCCAAGCCAAUAUCAAGAAUGUCACCCACGUGAUGGACAUGUCGUAUGGCAUCCUGGGAAGUCUGUUCAGGAGUGGCAGUUCUUUUGUGGACCCCGACAUUGAUACCUAUGGAUCACGGCAGACGUUUUUUGCGUCCCAAGUGAUGCGCUACGCUGACCUGUAUGCAGCAUCAUUCCUUAACCUCUUACACUACCCGUUUUCCUAUGUGUUCAGAGCUCCUGCAAUGCUGAUGCCGCAUGAGUCUACUGUUGGCCAUGAGGAUGUUUUGCCUCCCCACCACGAGAUUAUUGCCUCUCGCUCGCGUCUCAACAACGAGGAUGGAACCCCACUCCUGUCUCCUACUGUCACACCAAAACGCUUUCCCCUGGAACGAGCUGAAACUCUGGGGGAUAAUGUGCGCAGGUUUGCAGACACACCCCGACAGUUCACUCAAAUCCAAGACGAAGAAGGGGACAGUGACAAUUCUAAGGAUAGCGAUAAGGAGCUCACACCACCUAAUGAGGAUGAAGAAGUUGCAGGUGAAGUGAAUGGAGAGGUGGUGAAUACAGCUUAGAGGCUGCAGGUGCUGUACAGAUGCAGGUGUGUUAGCAGAUGCCCACAGAUUACAGGUGUCAUGUGCACAAACACAAAGCUGUCACGUUUAUAAGAUGAAAGACUGUUGAAGACUUUUGGUAUCGGAAUUAAAGGCUGCUUACUCAUGUAUUCAUGGUUAUUCGUAUUUGGUGAAGGGAUGAAAAAAGUUGCCGACUUAUUGUCUUUCAUACAUUCGGUUGUUUUAAUAAGUACAUGAACAUUGACAUCACUUAAAGAGUAAAAAGGUUUGUUAGUUGAUUCUCAUAUUUGGAUGGUAAUUUUGCUGCUUGUUUAUGCAUUUCAUUGAUGACCAGAGAGUAUUUUGUUUCUGCUGAUACCAUGUACAGCUGUAUAUAAUUCUAUUUAUAGAAAAAAAUAUAUGUUUCAAUGUUGGAAUAGUACCAUCACAUGUAGUAAAGAUUUUUGCUUUGUUUAUGUUCCAAUAUAUGGUUAUUUGAUGGAAUUGACUUAAGUUUUGACUUAAGUUUGAUCUGACUAAAUGAUGUGAGUAUAGUUGUUUGCUUAGAUUGACUUAAUUAUAGGACUUAAGUUGUUUGCUUUAAUUCACUUAAAUGUUGGACUAAUGUUGUUUGCUUUUAUUCACUUAAAGGUGGGACUUCAGUUGUUUGCUUUUAUUCACUUAAAGGUGAGACUUAAGUUGUUUGCUUUAAUUCACUUAAAGGUGGGACUUAAGUUAUUUGGUUUUAUUCACUUAAAGGUGGGACUUAAGUUAUUUGGUUUUAUUCACUUAAUGAUAGGACUUAAGUUGUUUGCUUUAAUUCACUUAAAGAUGGGACUUAAGUUGUUUGCUUUUAUUCACUUAAAGAUGGGACUUAAGUUGUUCACUUAAAUAUGGGACUUAAGUUGUUUGCUUUAAUUCACUUAAAUAUGGGACUUAAGUUGUUUGCUUUAAUUCACUUAAAGAUGGGACUUAAGUUGUUUGCUUAAAUUCACUUAAAGAUGGGACUUAAGUUGUUCACUUAAAUAUGGGAAUUAAGUUGUUUGCUUUAAUUCGCUUAAAUAUGGGACUUAAGUUGUUUGCUUUAAUUCACUUAAUGAUGGGACUUCAGUUGUUUGCUUAAAUUCACUUAAAAGUGGGACUUAAGUUGUUUGCUCAGACAACUAGAUAGGUAUGCA
Mya arenaria is the source of this 3249-nucleotide messenger RNA. Its product is annotated as cytosolic purine 5'-nucleotidase-like. The record is from RefSeq and is a predicted model, not a curated record. Gene Ontology annotation, molecular function: 5'-nucleotidase activity. The transcript has 21 exons. Bases 266 to 2092 code for a protein of 608 amino acids. Lineage: Eukaryota; Metazoa; Mollusca; Bivalvia; Myida; Myidae.